UAAGGAUCUGGUCAAUCACGAUUCACAUUUCUCUUUAGAACUUCACACAUCAAAUAAUGCUGAAAAUCAUUGCAUCCGUGUGCUGCAUUUAUUUGGCUGCAGCUGCAACUACAACACAUCGACCCCACCAUACACACCCUCAUGGAACACGUCCCACUCACGAGGCAUCAGUUGGAGAGUUCUUCGCAUUCUAUUACGACUAUCACACGCAUGUUUUGUUAGUGAGAUCUGCACAUACCUGUUACCUGUAUAAAACAAGUCCACAGGAACAGAUAGACGUUCAUAACUCACAUGGACUUCACGUCAUUGAGAAAAAUGUCAUAGAUAUCAUUGACUCCAAUCCCACGAUGGCCUCCAUAACACACGACGCUCUGGUUGCUAUGAAUGCAAGACUUGGAACACUCUGUAAUGUGAAGCAUUACACCCAAAUUUAUAACAUUAACUAGUUCGCUACAAAGUAUUGCAAAGUGAACUGAAGUCGUUUAUCUUUUGUUAAUACAUUGUUAAUAACAUUUUUAGCAUAAAAGCUUAAAACAAUCAUUGCUUCUUUUUUAUUUUAAUAAAAUAC
Molecule: messenger RNA, 568 nt
Organism: Saccostrea cuccullata (small rock oyster)
Lineage: Eukaryota; Metazoa; Mollusca; Bivalvia; Ostreida; Ostreidae
Exons: 4
Coding region: 57-446 (129 amino acids)
Source: RefSeq, a predicted model, not a curated record